Messenger RNA from Penicillium longicatenatum, 1221 nucleotides. RefSeq lists its product as uncharacterized. Bases 1 to 1221 code for a protein of 406 amino acids. The transcript has a single exon. The record is from RefSeq and is a predicted model, not a curated record. Lineage: Eukaryota; Fungi; Ascomycota; Eurotiomycetes; Eurotiales; Aspergillaceae.
AUGCCACAACAAGCUCCUCAGCGCAAGAGCCUCUGGGCACGGUCCCUGUACUGGACAAUCUCCGUACUCGCACUAUCCAUGUUCUACAGAACCUACGUACAGAACAUCUUGUUCAUAACACUGGGUGUCGGUCGUCAGAUCCAGCCCCUCGAAGAGUUCCCAUGGACAUGCACUAGGCAAUAUCACCCUCUCCUGGAAGCCUGUGAGGAUAUAUGGCUAGAUCACCACGACCGGAGACUAUAUGCCGCAUGCUCGACCAUUGAAUCCCGGCAGGGAUGGAGCCCAGGUGGGAACAAGUACAAUCUCUCAGCGCGUGCUCUGACCGAUCAUAUCACCGUGUUGGACAUUGACGAAGUGGAUUCCGAUGGCCUGUCCGUGCCCCGCCAGUUGAAGAUUGGUGGCUACGAUGGCGAAUUGGAUCUUCAUGGCUUUGACGUGCGUCAUAUUGGACCUACGGUGCGAUUUUGGUUGAUUAAUCACAAGCCCCCGAUCGACUCGGUUACAGGAGAGCUUUUGGAUCCCUGGACUCAUGGUGCGAAUUCAACGGUUGAAAUCUUCAAUUUGAACAAACAGACAGAUACACUGGAGUAUGUUCGGACUAUCCAUAGUGAUGCCAUUAUCUCGCCAAACAACUUGGCUGUUGAUGCUGAUGGAGUGGGAUUUGUAAUCACAAAUGAUCAUAAGAGCAAGACUGGGCGCUUUCGUGAUCUGGAAAUGCUAUAUGGCACUGGAAGUCUCACAUAUUGUCGCUCUGAUACUGGCAAGUGCAAUAUCGCAGCGAAGGGCGGAUUCCGCUUUCCUAAUGGCGUUGCUAAGGGCAAGGAUGGUCUUUACUAUGUCUCUCAUUCUGUGACGGGGCUGGUAACCAUUCACAGACUGGAAAAUGAUCAAUUGAAGCAAGUGGAUACCAUUGCGAUGGGCUAUCCGGUGGAUAAUCUCUCAUUUGAUGAAGAUGGGAGCCUCAUUGCUGCUGCUAUACCUGAUUCCUUUGCGUUUAUUAAGUCCGCGGAUCAUCCACACGACUUUGUUGCACCGGCGACUGUGCUAGCUAGUCCUAUCAAGAAGCCUGGUGGGACGUGGGAAGUAUUGAAGAUUGUGGAGGAUUCCUUUGCCGAAAAGCUUCCUUCAUCAACGGUUGCAGUGCAAGAUACACGGUCAAGUCGUUUGUUUCUAGGAGGAGUAUUCGCUCCGUUUAUCAGUGUUUGCGAGAAGCGAGAGUGA